AUGGCGUCGGCAGACCGUAAGCAGCACAACCCGAUUGCUUUUACAGUUAUUGGUGGCAUCCUCGUGGCCUUCGUCGCUGCUGUCCUUUUGCCUGCCUGCACGUCAUCGCUGAAGAUCACCGCCACCACCUACGCCGCCGUCGCCACUGCCACUGUCGCCACCCAGUGUUCGCCACUUCCGCCCGCUGCUCGCCACUUCCGCCCGCUGCUCGCCGCCUCCGCCCCGUGCUCGCCGCCUCCAUAUGGUGCUCUCCGCCAACGGCCGGUGCUCGCCCCCUUGACCUUUUGCUCGCUGCCACCGCCCGGUGCUAACUGCCGCUGCCUCCGCAGCCAGGUCCUACACGCCGCCCCCCCCACCGACAGGUCCUCGCCGCCGCCGCCACCGCCAGCGUCACCAGGUCCUAGCCGCCGCUGCCUGGUGCUCGCCACCUCGGCCCGGUGCUCGCCGCCGUCGCUCCUCCGCCAGGUCCUGGCUGCCACUGCCACUGCCCACUGCUCACCUCCACCGCUGGCCCUGUUUUAG
Messenger RNA from Schistocerca gregaria, 522 nucleotides. RefSeq lists its product as uncharacterized. Bases 1 to 522 code for a protein of 173 amino acids. NCBI's taxonomy places the organism in Eukaryota, Metazoa, Arthropoda, Insecta, Orthoptera, Acrididae. The transcript has 2 exons. The record is from RefSeq and is a predicted model, not a curated record.